Molecule: messenger RNA, 966 nt
Organism: Mycena indigotica
Lineage: Eukaryota; Fungi; Basidiomycota; Agaricomycetes; Agaricales; Mycenaceae
Exons: 3
Coding region: 1-966 (321 amino acids)
Source: RefSeq, a predicted model, not a curated record
AUGAGCUCCGCGGGCGAAAUCUUCUCCGCUUUCCGUGGCGUACAAGCCCAGCAUGCCUCCGCGCCGCCUCAUUCCAACUCAUUCAGUACCGCUGCUCCCCACCGACCCGACGAUGCCAAAGCUAUUCCCCGCCUCGAUGCUGUGACAAUGAGGUGCACAUGGCCGCUCUCUUCAUGCUGUCUGUUAGGAAGCCUUGCUUCCCGAGGAGACAGAAUAGUCAAGCUAUUUUCGUCCACCGGUCGCAUGUCUGGACAAUCUGAUGCUUUCGCACCGGGACAGGAACCGUCUUUGAUAAAUGGCCGGUAUCCACGGGCAGGACGCCAGCAAGCGUUGUCUUCCCCCACCAUGCUCCUCCUCAUGCACCCUCCGCUGCUCGUUCUGGUAGCACUUAUCGCCAGCAAGCCCACUGUUGCUGACACCACUCUCCUCGGCGUCUCCCUCUCCCUGCCCGUGCCAACGACGCAAGUCUCACAAAUCGUAGUCUCCCGGAGCACGACGUUUAUCCCGUCCACCGUCGGCCCCGACGGCCUUACAACCUACCGCGAGGAGGUCGUGGAGAGCUUCGAGGCGCUAACUGGCCCGACGGACACCCUGGUCCUGCUCAGCACACCCGUCACCGUCGACCUUGCCUUCGCCCAGAGCUCCGGCGGCUUCGUCGCGUCGGAAGUCCUCCCGUCCGGCGCGACCCUUUCUCCCGGCCAGACAUUCGUCCCCUCGGUCAGCAAAUGCACGUUUGACGGGCAUGGCGGCGCCGUAUGCGUCGAAGAAGACCCCGCGCCGCCUGGCGCCCUGAUUCCGGGACACACAACGACGCUCAGCGGCGUUGUGAUUCCGAUUGCGACGCUCAGCUCGGGAGAGGUUGGUGGGGGUGCGACGCCCACAAAAAGCGCGGCGGGGAAGUGUGGCGUGAACGGGUCUGCUUGGCGGCUCUCGAUUGCAGCGGUAAUAACCUAUCUACUGAUGUGA